AUGCUCCCUUAUCUUCCCAAUGUGGCGGAUUGGGUGUUUUUCGUGCUGCAAGUGCUGUGGAAGACAGUCCGUUUCUCGGAUGAAUCACUCCAAUGGCCUGGGUGGUGGGCAGAGCCACCACCUCGACUUUUGCCACCGAUGACUGAGGUGGGCAUUCAGGAAAUGCAUGUCCGACAGGUUUAUUGGGUGAGUGCACUUAUGCUCGGACCACCCCUCCUGUGCACCAUUUGCUUGCUCGUCCGCUUGGUGGCACUGUCCUGGCCUGGCCAUCAUGGGCAUCAACUCGAGGGCAGAAUUGCGCUUUCGGUAGAUGCUUCGGAUGACUCAGACGAUUCGAGUGCCUCGCCGUGCGGGCAAUUGCCCCAGAUGCGUUCUUUCACUGGCCUGCGGAUGGUAGUCGCGGCCUAUCACAUUGUAUGCAUUGUUUUGGUGCUUCUGGCAUUUGUCCGGGGUUGGCUGUCCCUGCGCAGCGGACUAGCCUGGGAGAUUUGGUUUCUGUGGCAGCAGAUGUGCUUGUGGACCCUUUUCUGCCAAAACUUCCUUCGGUGUUGCUCGCCAGUCGGCCCGGCAUCGUGGAUGGCAACUGCCAAAACCAUUCUGAUGUUCACAUUGCCGUUCUUCAGCGAGAUCUUCGACACCAUGAAGGAUUGGAUCGUGGCCGGCCAGUGCUUAAUGGCACCUCAUACGAUCCCAGGUUUCUUGUUCGGUGCUGCAGUUGUUGCAAUAGAUCUUCUCGCCUCGCUGUAUUUGGGUGUGCCUCAAUGCCUUCCGGCAUGGCCAUCACUCCUGCUAGUGCAAGGUUUUUGUCUCCUUCCGGUCCUGUUGCCCCUGUUUAUCUUUGCAAUAGGAAGCAUAUUACCGUUUGAUGAUGCGGGACCUUUCCUGAGUGUCGCACUGGCUCUGCUCGUAAUCGUCGUAAUCGUCCUUUGUGAAACGUUUCCGGCUUGCCCCAUGUUGGCACGCAUAGUUAUCUACUUGAUCGCAGUGUAUCUUGCGUACCUUGCAUGGCCAUAUACUGUUGACAACCCCCACCCUUUGGGCUCGUUGUCGUUCGUCAUUACACACAUCUUUGGUUUCAUGAAAGAUAUGUGGAUGGAUGGAAGCUGCUUAUGUGUGGCCUCUGCGUAUGUAAUCUUGCAUGCUUACGUGCUAGCUCUGCAGAGCACAGCAGCUGCGGAUGAUCUUCGCAAGACAUACUACGGAAUAAUUGCGCUCCCAUUUCCCACGGCAAGCGUCGAUGCGAGAUGUGCUGUGAAGCUGACGCUGUGGCUCGAGGACUUCGCUGUGGAUUUUCUCUCAUACGCUCGACUUUUGAUCGCUUGGGUUGAAGACUGGCCCCAGGGCUUUAUCGGCAUUUUCGUCGGCCUGAUCACUGGAUCCAGGUUCGCUUGGCUGUCUGCUCUUGUCAGCAUAGGCAAAGGUGUUCUGAUCCCCGCGGGUCAAGAGGCAGUUCUGCAGUGCAAGCGACGCCAGCUCCGCGACCGUUUGACGGACUUGAUAUGGCCGAAACCCGAGUGCUACGAAGGCUUCAAGAAGUGUGCCGCUAGACUUGCAGAGCAUGGCCAAGAUCUGAAGCUCAAUGCAAUUAGUGGGCUUGUCAAGGAUUGGCUCUUAGCCGAGACGAGUGAGAUUCUUGUUCAGUUGAACAUCUUGCCUGGCAAGCAUCUCUACAGUGGCAUGUAUGAAGAUCGUGGCAGAUGGGUGGAAAAAACCAUUGCCGGCAGAAUUGAGGCUGCUUUGACAGCGGGCACGAGUCUGGAUGCUUUACCUCGGGUAUCCGAAGAGUUUAUUCGAGGACGCACACAUACACGCCUAAGCCUUACAGACAAGUUUGUUGAGGUUGUCUAUGGCUUUUAUUUGGAGAGUCACAUGAGCAGGGUCACAGACCGCUCGGCGAACCUCCGUUACCUUCUCGGACAAGGGCAUCCAUCUAGGAUCUGCAGGCUCACGGGGUUUUCUCUCGACGAGUUUCUCGAUGCAGGCUUCUCUCCGCAUAUAUGUAAGGAAGCUGGCUUCAGCAUUGAAGAUCGCGUCAGCGCAGGUGUUCGACGCGGCUUUAGUGCGACUGACUGCAGGGCCGCGUGGCCAGAUGUCGAUGCCCAAACUCUGAGGAGAGUUGGGUUUGACGCACACGCUUGCAAGGCAGCCGGUUUUGGUUUGGAGGACUGCAAGACGGCAGGAUUUGAGAAGCAGGAAUGUAUGGAUUGUUGGCCCUCUAAGGAGGUGGAAGAGGCAUUCCGUCCAAGGAGUCCAAGGGGGCACUUCCCAGCUGCAUCGAGAAUAUGA
Molecule: messenger RNA, 2286 nt
Organism: Symbiodinium sp. CCMP2456
Lineage: Eukaryota; Dinophyceae; Suessiales; Symbiodiniaceae
Source: the annotation of a GenBank genome assembly